GGACCUUGGGCCCAGAACAAUCAGGAGCAUUGGCGGGAGAGAAACAGUUUUCCAAGAAACAAUCGUUCCAGGGAUGACUAUAAACAAGGUAACUGGAAUAACAAUAAAACCAAUUACCAAAAUACCAAUGCACCCUACGUUCCACCUCAUAAUCGCCAACCUCCGCAAGAAGAUUCCUUGGCAAGGAUGGAGAAGAUGAUGAUGGAGUACAUGCAGAAGAUGAACAAUCUAGCAGAUGAUCUGAAGGAACGUGACAAGACACGUGAUAACCAACUCCAACAAGUGUUUAAACAACUUGGAGUUAGAGAACAGGGGAACCUCUCAGCUACCACCGAACCAAACCCAAGGGAGCAACUUCGGGCCAUAACUUUGAGAAGUGGUAAAGAGCUUCAAGGCCCAGAAAUGCCUCACAGACCAGCAUACCCGACUGCUACGCGUGCCGAUGUUCACCUGGUGGGUUCUGGACCCAUCCAGCGCUUUGAGAUGUGGGGCCGUCACCGCUCAUUGAUGGAGUCUGUGUACUUAUCCUCGGCAGUUCUCGCCGACUACGGAUAUGCUGAGGAGAUGGAGCAGCUGCUACAAGGGACUAGGUGGCAUCGCCUCUUCAUGAUGCGGGCCGAGUCUAGCCUGCCACUGACGAUCGAGUUCCUGCGCUCUCUAGAGUUGGAGCCAUCUACAGGGUCGAGAAUGAUGAACUUCCAGUCCAUCGACUCUCGAACCACCCUUACCUUCACUCUCAUGGGGCGGGGGUUCCACCUGACAAUCACUGAGCUGGCCUCUCACUUGGGUCUCUACUCUCGGGAUGAGACGUUGGAAUCAGAGUUUAAUACUGCACCAUACCUUCUCCCAGCAGACGUUGAUCCCGCGGACUUUUGGGCGGAACAUUCUUCCGAUCCUGAUCGCUUGGAGGACAUGGGUAGAGCCAGAUUUUGGAUUCAGCCGACUUGGCGAAUUCUAUCUUUUGUGCUUUCGACGUCCUUCUUUGGGAGGCCGUUGAACACGGAUCGAGUAUACCCCGAUGAUAUGAUUGUCUUCUGGAGCCUGCACACAUGCCGGGAGGCGAAUGUGGCUGUCUUUGUGGCCCGAUUCCUCUAUAGCCAGUCCAUGGGGAAUCGUACGCACAUUGUCUGUGGUUUCGUGGUCACCAUACUCUUCCGAUCACUCGAAGGGUCGCCUAUUCCACGGGCCCAGAUGAUGAUGCGAGAUUUGGAUGCCGGCAUGCUGAGGAAUGCCCACAUCCGUAGGAGGUUGGGAGCUGGCUCUACCGAGAGCAACGCCGCUUCCUCAUCUGCACCCUCGACCUCAGGAGCAUCUUCGCAGGUCUCGUCUAGGAGAGCCACUCGUCACCGUCCCACUCCUCAGGCCACUCCAGCUACGAUCCAGGCGGAUCCGACCCCUGAAUGGGCUAGGAGGAUCCUGGAGCAGCAGGAUACCAUCAUGCAGAGGAUGUCCGAAAUCGGACAGCAGCAGGCAUCCCAGGCCGAGAGCUUUGCUCAGCUUCGGAGGACCUUUACUGGCUUCUACUCAGAUGUGCACAUCGGGCUCACCCCUCGUUCUCUUGAGGGCGACGAUCCAUCCGCCUCAGUUCCUCCCCCUUCGUGAUCUUCAUAUUAUUUUCUUUUGAAAACUUUUAUUUCUUUUCGUUUAUGAGCAGGAAUUGAUGAUCAACUGGAUUUGUUGGAACUUCUUAUUUUCCGCCGGUAACAUUUACUUAUGCACUUGCUCUAUUUCUAUUUCAAUCAACUUCUUUUGAUUUA
Cuscuta campestris is the source of this 1757-nucleotide messenger RNA. NCBI's taxonomy places the organism in Eukaryota, Viridiplantae, Streptophyta, Magnoliopsida, Solanales, Convolvulaceae. The record is from the annotation of a GenBank genome assembly.